AUCUUCCUGUUCUCCCGCAUCGUAAACUCCAUCGAAUUCUGGCGCUUUUCAUCGUCAGAGGGCUUGAUUAGGGCCCGCUACUCGGCUUGGAGGCUUCGCUGUAGAAUUGUUGAAAUUCGCCAUGACACGGUCCAGUUCUGAGCGCACCGGCGACUGGCUGCGGCCCGUCGACGAUGAGGAGGACGAGGCCUUCCUCUCCGGCCCUGAAGACGCCGAGGCAAAGGGAUGUCUCGACGAUGGCAAUAGGUCGACUCUCAAUCUCGUGCCCGACGUCCUUCCCGUGUAUAUGACGAUUCACCGAGUCCGGCGUCUAGUGCUUGCGAGUAUCGAUGAUCCUUACACCUUGGAGCAUUUCAGGGACCCCAAGAUGAACGCUCUUGUGGUGAGACCAUUGGUUGACAGGCUCUACAACCCCGAUGAUAUCUCUGUUGUCUAUUGCUUGAUGGCCAACCGCGUCUCCUUCCUGCGAGACCAGUCAAAGACGGUGCACCAGAGCGUCAACGUUGCGCGUGCGACGCUCUGUGAGCUGCUCGCAAGCCGGAUCCUCCGUCGCUUUCAUGAGGACAACCCAGGGCCCAAGGGCCUUCUCCUGCUUGCUCACAUCCUCGUCGAGGGGUUCGAUCCGUUUCAGGGCGCCCCAGAGACCGUCCAGCGUCGGGGUCGGGGUCGCACGAGCAAGCCCCAACGGUCUGACCAGGAGAACAACGGAAACGAGAAGAAGGUCACUGCCCUGGAGCUUGCCAUCCUCUCUGAGAGCAAGACCUUCAUCAGCUCCUCGGCAUGCCAGCGUGCCGUCGACGCGGUCCACGACGGCGAGAUCGUCUACACGCCCCAGUCCUUCAUGGAUAUCCUCCCAGAUCACUACAAGCGCCGUCCCAUUUCUCUCUACGACCCUCGCAAGGCUCCUCUCCUGAACCAUCACCGGCUGAUCGUGCCCCGGACGAGGAAUCUCAUCGAACUGCUUCAGUUUACCAUUCUUCUCGGCCUCUACGUCAUGACCAUGGUCUCCCGGCACUCCGAGUUCAACCCCUGGGAAUUCGCAUUCAUCAUCUACACGGCCGGCUGGGUCCUCGAGAAAGUGGCGGCCAUCAUUGAGCACGGCUGGGAAGUCCACGCCCAAAACUUGUGGGCCUUCCUCGACAUCACCUUUACGUCCAUCUUCGGCGCCUACCUCCUCGCCCGCCUGUCUGACCUACUGCUGGACCAGCUGCACAGUGGAUGGGGUUUGCCCAUUCUAUGCAUUGCGGCGCCGAUUAUGCUGACCCGCGUCGCCUUCAACCUGCUACCGAACAACAUCGUCUUCAUUUCGCUGCACGCCAUGAUGCGGGACUUCACUGUGCUGACGUUCCUGGCAACGUGGUGCUUCACAGGUUUCCUGCUCGCGCUGCAGUGGCUCGUGGCCGCGGGCAACGACGGCCGCGAGGAGUUCAGCUGGGUCGUCGUGGGCAAGUGGAUGCUCUGGAUCUGGUUCGGCCUGGACGGCGAGGGUAUCGAGGAGUCGGUCCGCUUCCACACCAUCCUCGGCCCGGCGCUUAUGAUCUCAUUUGCCUUCCUGGGAAACACGCUGUUCCUGACCAUCCUAAUCGCCAUGCUCACAAACACCUUCUCCAAGAUCAUCGCCGACGAAACGGCCGAGAUCCAGUUCCGCCGUGCUGUUUUGACCUUUGAGGGCGUCAAGAGCGACUCCAUCUUCGCCUACCCGCCACCCUUCAACAUUGUCGCCCUAGUCAUCCUCCUCCCACUGAAGCUAGUAGCGUCGGCGCGCGUGUUCCACAUCAUCAACGUGGCGCUGAUCCGCACGCUCAACUUCUUCACGCUGUUGCUCAUCAGUUUCUUCGAGCGUCGUCGCUUCGCAGCGCAGUCGUCCAAGACCAAGAAGCCGUCCAAGUGGCAGUUCAUGAGCUUCUCACCGUACGGCGACGUCCAGGCCGUGUUCAGGGCGGCGCCGCCCCCGGACAUUGCCGAUGUCAUCGACCAGCUGGAUCCGCUCUCUGAGGUGCCCAUCCUGGAGGACGACUUGAUGCCGACGAUGCUGGGUGACAACCCCCGGUCGAAGCUGCGGCGGUGGAGGCUGCUGAAGAGGGAGACGACGAUGCCAGAGGGAUCGGUUGUUGAUGCGGGGGAAGAGCGUCCCGGCCACAGCCGUGCUCCGAGCGUAGUUAUCAGUGCGUGUCCCAGUCCUGUUAUCAAAGAAGGCUGAAGUGGAAGUGGCUACACAUCAAAUCAUUAUUACGGCGAAAGGGAGUUGUUUCCGUACCAUUAGCAUAUUGCAUUUUUUUUCUUCUGUGGAGAACAGCGCAUAGCGAGAAGAUAAAGAAGAACCUUUAUAAUUAGAUCAAACUACUCUUAUUCGAGCCA
Molecule: messenger RNA, 2358 nt
Organism: Ilyonectria robusta
Lineage: Eukaryota; Fungi; Ascomycota; Sordariomycetes; Hypocreales; Nectriaceae
Exons: 4
Coding region: 122-2200 (692 amino acids)
Source: RefSeq, a predicted model, not a curated record